AUGAAGUCCCUCUUGGAAACGUCCAGGCCCAGUUCGGACUACUCUGUGAUCUUAGGAAGUGAUUUUCUUCACGAACAAAUGCGGUCGAAAUUAGAUGAGAAUGAUCCAAACAUGAACUGCUACUCUGACUUCUCCGAGAUGUUUGAUGCUCAGACAUGCCAGGAUGUACAGGCAGAGAUAGAGGCAGCAAUUCAAGAAGCUGCAGACAAGAAGAUCUGUUCUCAGAUGAUCUAUCCACCAGACUUAGUGUCUCGUAUUACAAGUGAUGUUCUUCGCUUGUCUGUUUCGGAACCCUGUGGACUUCGUGGUUGUGCAAUCUACAUGAUUCUUCAAGAAAAAGACAGGGCCUUUAAACUUGGUACCAUAUUUGGCAACCCCUUAGCACCACCUACCUUUGAAAUUCAUCUUACUCUUAAAGAAGAUGACCGAAGCUGGAAGAAGUUACAGAAAGUAUAUUAUACAAUUCGUGGCUGUCUUCUUAAUUCACAGUGGUCUGCUAUGCCGAAGAUACUUUGUUCUUCUUAUCAUUUGGAAAAAAGAAGACUGUACCGCAGAUCUGACAGUGUGGAUUCGGUGAACACAUAA
Molecule: messenger RNA, 585 nt
Organism: Candidula unifasciata
Lineage: Eukaryota; Metazoa; Mollusca; Gastropoda; Stylommatophora; Geomitridae
Source: the annotation of a GenBank genome assembly